Messenger RNA from Aspergillus thermomutatus, 2817 nucleotides. RefSeq lists its product as uncharacterized. Lineage: Eukaryota; Fungi; Ascomycota; Eurotiomycetes; Eurotiales; Aspergillaceae. The record is from RefSeq and is a predicted model, not a curated record. The transcript has 6 exons. The coding region runs from base 1 to 2817 and encodes 938 amino acids. Gene Ontology annotation, molecular function: ATP binding; ATP-dependent chromatin remodeler activity.
AUGGCGCGAACGAAGCAGGUUGCAUUUAUACGGCGAUAUAACCACAAGUCGCCAGUUUUCCUCGACCAUUGUGGAAACAGCUAUACCGUGGUCGGAGCAACGCCCGACUCAUGCUCCAACCCGUCGACCAUCAUCAAAUUGAGCAUUCACCUGUAUACUCUGUCCGCUUUGACAGAGCCUCCAGAGGAAAUCGGUUCCAAGUUGCUCAGCAGCCAUGGUAUUACAGGCAGUGGAAAUCUACACGAUUACUGGCCCCGUGUAGACGUGUACUCUCCACUGGGGAGUAUCGAAGAGUGCAUGGAGCACCACCGGGCUGAAAAGAUUUACAGAAAUAAAGCCGUGGAGGAGAUGCAUAGGGAGGCAAGGGCUUCGGCUGAUAACGAGGAGGGUGCCGAGGAAGCCGUACGGAGUCUACGAGGGAAACAACCCUUGCCGCAUAUCGUCCCGAGCUGGGCAUGUACAGAGCGGUUCUGGAAUCAGUAUUCUUACGGACAUGGCUGGCGAUAUCGCAGUUUUAUCCUCGUCGUACCCGAGGAUUGUCGAUGCUGGGAUGAUGUUGAGGAAAAGGGACUGUGGAUAGUAUGCUUCGAUCAGGAUGUCACCCCGGCGAUGGAGACGCAUAUGUGGGACUGUCAGCGGGAUGAAGACUUGGAAAUCGACAAUGGAGAGGGAUGGGUCGAGGUUGAGAGGAUCGAGUACGGACCUCCUGUUCUCAUCAAACGUGUUUCGCUUUGCAGGGAGGACCAGCAGCCUGGUGGAAGAGGCAAUUCGACGAUUACUUCUACUCUGUAUGACAUGUGGAAUCAGAUCACACGAGUGCUGAAUGAUUGUACAUAUCGGCACCCCUUGUGCUAUGGUUGCGCAGAGGAUGCUCCCCAUGAAUGUGAGCUCGAAAUGGAUGACCACUACUUUGAUGAAGAUGCACAAUGUGUGGCCUGUCGACAGGCAUCUGAAUAUCGACGCAGGAGCAAGAGAUUGAACUGUCAUGGAGAGAUCGUUUGCAAGCGCACCCCUAAAGCCUUGGAGGCCGCUGUAUGGAAGCAAAUCAGCAAGACUCUGGAAAGCUCUGGAAUUUGUACAAACUCCAACACAGUGACAAACACAUUGUGGCUUCAAAUGACCAAUUCAUUCAUGUUGCCUAUCAAACAGGCGAUUUUGGACCUGGCAGAGCUGCAGGUAGCCCAUGAGCGCAACGACGAUGACACUGAGGAUGUGCCCCCCUCUUUUGGCUCUGGUCGAAGACAGCGAGUCAAGCGGUUUGAAACAAAGCUGGCCGGAUGGUUUGGCCGCGUGGUCUGCGACGAAGGCCACGCAGCCAAAACCGUCCGGACAAGGGUGCACCAGGCCGUCGCUAGGCUAGAGGCACUCCACGUGUGGUUUCUGACCGCCACACCCCUGUACAACUGGGCGUUCGACCUCUGCGGAUACCUUGCAAUUCUGUAUUCGGGACUUCGCCGGUCCAACAUCAUUGAUGACACUGCGGAUGAUACAGACUGGUUCGCAGAAUACAAACAAUACGCGAACAUGCAGCACCUCCCAACCCCUCCACCAUACCGACUGCUGAUGCCGAAGGCGUUCGUGAGCCUAUUCCAGCGGGGGCAUCUUGCCCCCCAGAACGCAUACUGGGCCCUCCCAGCGCAGGAGAUGGUCAGAGUAGCUGCUGAGGCCAACGACGAUGAUGCACCGGAGGAAGUCAACCCCACAACGCCUGGUGGGCCGGGCGAGGCACAAGCCCGCAUGUCCCUCUCGGCAGAGGCGCCGGCAUACGAUGCUGCGUGCCAGGAGCUGGCCCUCGACCCGGUCAAUCCUUUGCUGGUCAUCCCCAGCAACAUGAACCAGCCGGCGACCACACUUAAGCCCUGGCAGGUCAUAGCUCUGGCCGUCAUCCCUGAGACAGAUGAUGAGAGCUACAAUAAAUCCCUUGAACCGAGCUACAAAAGGGAACGUGACUGGAAUGGUGAAGAUGACGGUCCUACUUGCCGUGAUUCGCCGAAUCCAUGGUGUAUAGGAUGGGACCAAGAUGAUAAGAAGGUACCAUUGGAUGAAAGGGCAUUCAAGAAGUCUUCGUUGAUGCACGGCACCGACAACAAGGCAUUUACUCAAUUGCCAAGCUCUGUUGGUGGCAGGGAAUCCACCAAGUUUGGAAACGAAGAUGAGUCUACCAACGAAAACCUCAACAAUGAGAUCGAUAUAGAUGCAUGCGAGACGGGGGGAAUUACGACCAUGAUAGAGAAUGAGGAUUUCUCUGGUUUUCUUACUGACCAUGACGAGUUGAUUCAAGAGGAUUUGGAAGAUGAAACAGGCAAUGACACGCUUUCCAAGCAUCUGAUCCUGCGAAUAUCGACGAUCCGUCGAUGUAUCAUCGACUGUUGUCAGGGACACGCUGUCAUGUCUACCCAUCGUACACAUGCGGGUUGUUUAUUAACCAACAGUAGCAUAGUCAGGAAUACAACUAUCAUCUUCCGUCAUACGAGCUUACGCAUACACUGCACCUGCCAAUUGAAGUCCUUGUCUACCAAGGAUAUCGUGAGCGACGAGGAUGUCAGCAAGUAUCCAUGGGGCCGUCCAGCCUACGCAUUACAAGCAACUCUUGCUAAAGCGCCUCGAUACACAAGAGAUGCUGUUUUCACACUGGAAGCGAACAAUGCGCUCCGGCGUAUUGAAAGUUGGUUCUUCAAGCUUUCCAAGUUGGACGUUGCCACCAUCGAGGACUGGGCUUUUCCAGCCAAGGUCAGAGAUCCUGUUCUUGCAAUACUCAAAUUGCUCGGUGCGGAUAAUACAACCCACCCUGGGUUCUUCAAGCCUGACGGAAACUGA